AUGAUUGCAUUCGGUCGCUCGCGGCAUAUUCCCAACCUCAAACUGCUCGCCGCGCCUGCUCCGUGGCUGCCAUAUCUGCUUGCAAACCUGGCUGGGUUGUACGCAGGGGUGACUCUAGUGACGCUGCGUCGGCGAUGGCACAAGGAGAAGCAUUGGGACGAGCAUCCUGGCGAAUGGCCGCCAAUCCAGCGUCCGUUCUUCUACUUGGGAACCUAUCUCGGCGACCCGCCGCGCGAGUCGUAA
Messenger RNA from Capsaspora owczarzaki ATCC 30864, 243 nucleotides. RefSeq lists its product as hypothetical. Lineage: Eukaryota; Filasterea; Ministeriida; Capsasporidae. The transcript has 2 exons. The record is from RefSeq and is a predicted model, not a curated record. The coding region runs from base 1 to 243 and encodes 80 amino acids.